This is a messenger RNA of Trypanosoma cruzi, 1056 nucleotides long. RefSeq lists its product as uncharacterized. The transcript has a single exon. Bases 1 to 1056 code for a protein of 351 amino acids. The record is from RefSeq and is a predicted model, not a curated record. NCBI's taxonomy places the organism in Eukaryota, Euglenozoa, Kinetoplastea, Trypanosomatida, Trypanosomatidae. Gene Ontology annotation, biological process: macroautophagy. Gene Ontology annotation, cellular component: endoplasmic reticulum.
AUGUCUACGGAGGAUGCUUUUUUGCCUCUGAGGCGCAUCAUUCUUGGGGCGUUGGCGAUUUUCUGUGCUUUUGCGUUUGGCACUCUUCAGAGUUUGGAUGCAGUAAAGUUGUUUAGCUAUUUGCGUGCGAACGUUUAUCUUCGCCGCAUCAUGGGGUCGUGCUUGGUGGUGAAUGGUGUUUUUUUCCUUAGCAUAUGGGUUGCCUCCCUUCUUUUUUCUUAUAUGUGGACCUUUGGAGAGACUUUUAUGUGGAGCAGCGAUGCUGCCGUUAUUGAUAAUGAGAGCGGCGGAGGAAAAGCGGCAGCCACAAUGAAUGGGAUCGGUCUUGCGGGGAAAGUUUGGUUUUCUGUGUUUGAUGUGAUGUGGGUUCUCCCCGUCUAUGCGCUCACUCAGGCUCUCGGUGUGCGUUGGUACAGCGCUCUCUAUACCGAGGCCUACGCCGAGAAAAAACGUCGUGCGUCCUCGUUGGGGGUGCAGUGGGCAGCCAAGGAGUCCGGCAGGGAUGACGACAUGUGCUUCUCGGGUGCCUCGCAGGGCGCUGAAGAUUCUUUUUCUCUUCGCAGUGUCGCGGUAUCUCUUAGCGAGAUCAUGUUCAAGGCACUGGUGACAGCUGUAUACGCCCUUGUGGCCGCGGUGGUGGAUAUCAUUUUCCCCUUUCCAGUUGGACAUUAUCUUGCCUUCAUUAUGAAUAGUUGGCUGUACGCUUUUUACGUCUUUGACUAUCGUCUUUCUUCACAGUAUUUAUUUGACCGUAGGUCACGACGUCACAUCCGCGUAACUCUAUCGGCAACACUAAAGUUUUUUGAAAUACAGUGGGCCUAUUUCUUGGGGUUUGGUGCCACCCAUUCGAUCAUUACAGCUGCUAUACGGUCUUCUUGGUUAGCAUCCUCGUGGUUUUCUAUCGCGUCGGUGACAUCCGUCCUUUUUGGGGCUCACAUUGUUAUUUCUGUGGAGGCAACUCCGGCCCCUCGCGCACCAUUUCAUGUGCCAAUGUUCACACCGUUCUUCGCUCUCUGUGGUAUGGUGCUGCGCAUGGCUGUGGGAGCCGUGCGUUGA